Rhizophagus irregularis DAOM 181602=DAOM 197198 is the source of this 1851-nucleotide messenger RNA. RefSeq lists its product as uncharacterized. The record is from RefSeq and is a predicted model, not a curated record. Lineage: Eukaryota; Fungi; Glomeromycota; Glomeromycetes; Glomerales; Glomeraceae.
AUGGUAACUUAUAGCAGAAGAAAUUCCCCUCCUUUACAAGCACCCACUAUUGAAGAAUUAUCAACUAAAACUCCAAGAAUUUCCACACAAUCUCAUGUAACUACACCAAUUAUCUCCGAAAAACAAAAGACACUUACUCCUCGUACAACAGUGUGCAAAGGGACAUCGGUCUCUACGGGCCGACCUUGUAAGCGCAUGGUACUUGAUGAUUUUUGUCAUCAACAUAAGGUUCAAAGUACUGGAAAAAAUAUAUUUGGGUUAUUAACUGCUUCAAAAAAGAACGAUUUACCUAAAAAUGAAAUUAAUUCGGAAGUUGAUAUUAUAGACCUUUCAAAUGAUUUAACAAAAGAUACCCGAGAAAAGCUAGGUGAAAUAGAAGAUAAAAUGAACUCCUUAUCGUUAAAUAGUUCAAAGAAAGGUCAAUUGACUCAGGAUGAUUCGAAAAUUAAGAAUAGUGAAACGGGUUCAACCGUGAUCACAAUAAACCUCAAUAAAUUAAAAGUUCAAAUAACCGAAGAGAUAUCUAAAAAAUCCACACAAGUAUCGAUAUCUUCUGAAUCAAAUUUCGAAAAUCGUGAGCAAACACCACCGUCUAUCCGUUCAGAUUUAGAUAGAGCAGAAUUCACCCAGAAAAGAAUCCUUUCCUCAACUAAAUGGGUGCAGACUGACACGGAUGUUAAUAAGUUACCACCUCAAGAUCGCUUUCCUAUAGAAAGCCCUGCAUGUGUUGAUGAUAGCUUCCUUGAAACAACAAAUAAAGAAUUGUUUCAAACGCCGACCUUAAUAACACCGUCUAAUGAGCUCGUUUUGGCGCCUUUGUUAUCCAUUUCACCAAGCCAAUCUAAAAGCCCGUUAGAUUAUUUGUUUGGAAUGCUCAAUCCCGAACAAAAAAUAGCAUCAAAAUCACCUUGUCAAUCUCCUAGUACGCCAGAUAGAAAACCACCUUUAACACCAACACCAACAAAAACGCGAAUUCUUUCGUCGUGUAUAAAUACAUCAUAUGAAUCACGUGUGUCAAUAAAAAAUACAACACCCGGUUCUAUCACGCCUACACGUUCUCGUGAUCAAACUGAUUUAACCGGUGAUUAUUCUAGCACGUCUUCUCCAUCCAACCUGUGUCAGGGACGUAUUAAAAAUGGCAAAAUUUGCAAUCGUAAAAUCAAACCUUUAGAAGAAUUUUGUCACAAACACAAAAGAGAUGAACCUGAAGAAGAGUUAGAAAAAGCCGUUUUUGUUCCUGGGAGGGCAAGGUUAACGUGGCUUCGUUUUGGAGACUGGAUUAAGCAUGAUCUCUCGGCGGACACUAGACGUUUAUUAAGAUUAGAAAUGGAGAAACCAAUUGCUGAUAGAGACGAACCCGGUUUCAUAUACGCAUAUAAAUUACUCGAAGGUCCUAAUUCUGAGAAAAAUUCUCAGUACACACUUUAUAAAGUUGGUCGUGCCACAAAUGUUCACAGACGUCUUUACCAGUGGGCUAAACAAUGUGGUUACACGCCCGAGUUAAUUGAAAACUUCCCUAAUGUCGAGAUACUCUCAUCCUUUUCUUCCCAAGAAUUUUUGAUCGAUAGAGAAGGAGAGAAUUCCGUGAAUUUUGACAAUCAGUUAGAAUUCAAUUCUGUAGCUAAAUGUAAAUACACUCAUCGUGCUGAAAGAUUAAUUCAUAUUGAACUUGGGGCAAGAUUUAAAGCGGACAUAGAAAAGUGUGAAAAAUGUGGAAAUUUACAUCGAGAAUGGUUCAAGGUUAAGGCCCAGAAUUUAGGUAGUAAUAAUGCGAUGCAUGGAUGGGAAGACGUAAGAAAGGUCAUUGUUCAUUGGGUUACAUAUGUUGAAAAAAUAUACGGCGUUGGUUGA